CCGAGGCCUUAUCCACCUCUCCUUCUUGUUGUCUGCUGCAGAAACCCAAAACCCAGCAAAACAGCCCUCUCAUCUCACCCUUCAACAAUGGCGAUGCUGCGACUAAUCUCGAGACCCGUCAUCCUGUCCUCCCUCCUCUCCCCCAGAGCAUCUUCAUCCUCCAUUUUCUCUCCCUACAUGCCCUACUCUCUCUCCUCCUCCUCCUCCUCCAUCUCCAGAGCCUUCCUCAAGCCACUCGCCGUCUCUCUCGCCGCCGUCCCCCGACUCUCCGAACCUCCAGGAUCCGCCUCCUACGGCGACCUGGACCCCUACCUUUCCUGCUCCAUGCCGGACAAGCAGCUCAGGAUCGCCGUCCUCCUCAGCGGCGGCGUCGACAGCAGCGUCGCCCUUCGCCUGCUCCACGCCGCCGGCCACUCCUGCACCGCCUUCUACCUCAAAAUCUGGUUCCAAGAAGAUUUCGAGAACUUUUGGUCGGAGUGCCCUUGGGAAGAAGACUUGAAGUAUGCUAAAGCUGUUUGUGAGCAGGUUAAUGUGCCUUUGGAAGUUGUCCAUUUGACAGAGGAGUAUUGGCAAAACGUGGUGUCUUACAUAAUUGAGGAGUACCGCAAUGGUCGAACUCCUAAUCCUGAUGUCCUCUGCAACACAAGGAUAAAGUUUGGUGCCUUCAUGGAUGCCAUUUGCAGUAUGGAGUAUGACUUCAUUGCUUCUGGCCACUAUGCAAAAGUUGUCCACUCUUCAAAUCAUAUAGAGAAUGCUUCUGAGUUGAAAUUGUCAGAGGACAUGGUGAAGGAUCAGACAUACUUCCUUUCGCAUCUCUCACAGGCCCAGCUGAAGCGACUAAUUUUCCCUCUUGGUUGUAUUUCAAAAGAUGAAGUUCGAAAACUUGCUGCCAGAUUUGAUUUGCCUAACAAAGAUAGAAAGGAUUCACAAGGGAUAUGCUUUCUUGGGAAGAUAAAGUUCAGUGAGUUUGUUGCCAGACAUAUUGGGGAGAUGGAGGGUGUCAUAUUAGAAGCUGAGACUGGGGAUUUCCUUGGGAACCAUCGUGGCUUUUGGUUCUACACAAUUGGUCAACGGCAAGGACUACGUCUUCCUGGAGGACCUUGGUAUGUUGUGGAGAAGGACACUAAGUACAACGUUGUUUUUGUGUCCCGAAAUUACUUCUCAGUUGAUAAAAGGAGGCGCCUUUUUCGUGUUGGCUCUCUUAAAUGGCUUAUGGGGGCACCUCCAACUGCGAUCAGUCAGCUCCGAUGCAAGGUGAGACACGGUCCUGGUUUCUACAACUGUAGCUUGUCUCUAGAAUUGGGUGAGAAUGGCCAGGAAGAUGUCGCGGUGGUUCAAUUGCCCGAAGAUGAUCAAGGCCUGGCAGCAGGGCAGUUCACAGCCUUUUACCAAGAUAGAACAUGCAUUGGUUCAGGUGUUAUUUUGGAAUCUUGGAAUGACCAGGGCUUCCCUCUCUGCCAGAAGGCUCUUGAGAUCGCUAGAAUGGAGGAUAAGUCGAAACUUGGAAAACCAGUUAAGAUUAAGGUAAAACCAGAGGGCAUUAUUGGCUAGUUUUAUGGGAAAAGUUCAAUUUGAACAGCAAUGCCUUAUGGCACGAAGCCCUUUCCAUGCUGAUUUGGCUGGAAAAAUGAAGUUGGAAUUUGCUGAAAACCAGCUAUAAGACCAGAGGAUGGUGGAGAUUAGCUAAUUCUGGCUAGUGGAUGGUGGAGAAAUCACAAGAUACUGCCUUUCAUAUAUUGUAUGUAGCAAAAAGAUCUUUCGGGGUUGAAAGGCGAUGAGUUAUCCGAUACACUAAGUUCAUCUUGCAGUAUUUCAGCUCUGCUUUGAUUUUGUGUCCAAGAAAAGUUAUAUUUUUCCCCAAGGCUUUCUUUUGGGCAUAUUUUCAAGCCGAAAGCUAGCAAGAAGUGCCUGAUUGUGUAGAGUACUCUGCAAUCAUUUCAUGUAAUAGUCUGAAGAUGUGU
Messenger RNA from Rhodamnia argentea, 1961 nucleotides. Its product is annotated as tRNA-specific 2-thiouridylase MnmA. Lineage: Eukaryota; Viridiplantae; Streptophyta; Magnoliopsida; Myrtales; Myrtaceae. The transcript is spliced from 10 exons. Gene Ontology annotation, molecular function: sulfurtransferase activity. Gene Ontology annotation, biological process: tRNA processing. The record is from RefSeq and is a predicted model, not a curated record. Bases 88 to 1551 code for a protein of 487 amino acids.